AUGCAAAGUGAAAUUGAUCAGCUGGUGGAAAUGGGCUGGACUAAGGAAUUCGCUUGCGGAAAGCGCUUAAGUUCUACAGAGGAUAUCCAAAUGCACAGUGCCCGCACUGGACACUCAGACUUCAAGGAGUCAGAUGUUCCUUAUGUUCAUCCUUCCGCCGAAGAAAAACAAGCAGAAAUGCUUCGCUUGCAGGAACAAAUAAAACUACAAAAGUUUCGGAAUGAGGAAGCUGAAAGGCGAAAAAACAUUGAGGAUGAGAAACAUCGUCGGCAGCAGGGAAAAGUACUCUUGAGUGCCAAAGCCAAAUUUCAAGAAGAAGAGAUGAAGCGGAAUGCUGAACAGUUAAGGAAAGAAAGAGCUGAGGACAAAGCUUAUCGGGAGAAAUUGCGAGCCGAAAUUGCAAGAGACAGAGCAAAUAGGGUUGCCCAUCAAUCACCUCUACUACCGGCAUUGUCAACAGCAGUUCCACAAACCUUAACAACCUCUCCAAACUCAGGUACUCCGUCGGACGUCACUGAAUGUCGCCUCCAAAUACGAACUCCCACUGGACAGCCACUAAAAUGCACCUUUCAGUCAUCCGAUAAUCUGGAAGUUGUGGCGCAAUUUGUUGGUCGAAAUUGGCCAGCGGAUUCCAGUGGUGUUUCGCCCACCAUAGUUGACUGCCAGGAAAUCACUCUACAGACGGCGUUCCCCAGCAGAAAGUUUUGUGUCGACGACUUUCCCAAAACACUUAAACAAUUAGGUCUGUGUCCGUCAGCUGUCCUAAUGGCGCAACGACGAUCGCCACCUUAA
Messenger RNA from Mesocestoides corti, 792 nucleotides. The record is from the annotation of a GenBank genome assembly. Lineage: Eukaryota; Metazoa; Platyhelminthes; Cestoda; Cyclophyllidea; Mesocestoididae.